CUCAUAUUCUGGAGUCUGGUCAAGUCGCUGCCAAUAUGCCGGGCGGGGAAGGGGAGAACCGGGUCGGAGAAGGGAUCCAAUCACUCAAGCAGCUACAUGCACUUCCCUGGGACGAGAAGACGGAGAAUGAGAUGCUCCGGUCCCGGCUAGACGAGCAGUCGCAGCUAAUCUGCAUGCUGAAGCAGCGAGCGGAUGAGACGCAAAUAAAGUGGCAGCACCUGGAGCGAGUGAAUGGGGAGCUGGAGAGACAGAGCGGGGAGGCGGCCCAGCGAUUUCAGUCUGAGAGGGAGAGAGGGGAGCGGCUGGAGGAGAGGUUCGCUAUACUGGCCUCUAACCACCAGCAAAUGAUCCGCUUUAAGGACGAAUACAAACAGCAGAACGAGGAGCUGAGGCAGCUGUGCGACACAAUGCGGGAAAGCAAAUACCCGGAACUUCUGCACAGGGACCGCUGCAUCCAGGAACUGAGGGACCAGCUGGGGGACACGGAAACGCGCCUAAAAGAGCAGGAGAUGAACUACGGGCGGAAGCUGGACACACUGAGGGCAAAGGUGGAACAACUGGAAGGAGAGAAGCGGACUGGAAGCCUGGAGCUGGGGGAUCUCACUCACAGACUAAAGGUGUCAGAGGAAACCCGUCACGAAGCUCAAGAAAAGCUGGCACGUCUGGAGGAAAUAAAGAAAGCUGAGAAGGCUGAAGCAGACAGAAGACUGGAAGAGAUAAAGAAGGAGAAACAGGAACUUUUAAAUCUGUGCAUGGAGCGAGGGAGAACCCUGCAAGACCGCCAGAGAGAGGCUGCUGAGCUCAGUGUUCGGUUACAAGAAGCGCAAAAGUCACUUGAGAAGGCAGAAGAGAGUUACCAAAGAGACAAGGCAGCUGUUGAUGCUGAUAUCAGAGUGUCAGACCUUCAGAGAAAACUGGAAGAUGGUGAAAACCAGUUUGAGCAGCUGAGAAGAGAUUUUGAAGCAUACAAGAAGCAUAGUGGGGACUUGCUGACUAAGGAGCGAGAGCUAAAUUCUAAAUUACGGCAUUUGAUUGGAUGAACAUGGACAAAUGUUUCUAAUUGUGGAGACUUUUACCACAUAGCUUUGGGAGCACAGAUGCAAAAUAUGUUGAAUAAAAGUAUAUAUAGGAGAAAUCUAGUUCCUAGGACAAAUAUAUACACUGGUACUUUGGGUGACACUAUAUGAUUUCUAGAGCUAUGAGGAGAGAAGCAAAUGAGAAUCCUCUGCUAUGAGAUCAAAUAUUAAAUGCAAUUUUACGAAUAAAUAGUGUUUGUGCCACCUUUAUAAGAAUUCUACACGGAGUGCUCUUUUUUUAGCAGUAUGUCCCAUUUUAAGCACUAAGGGCCUGGGACCAUAUGAUUCACAGUGCACACAAACAAACCAAGGGCACACAUACAUGUUAGUUCACAUGAGCCAAUUAUUGAACAGUGUUCUGUCUUUUACUCCCACACUUCUUCCUGUUACAGUUAGAGGUGUAGUAUUUCCUGUCAGGUGAUCUCUGAGGCAGCACACAGACCAUCACAAAAUGGUGGCUCAAGGGAAAAGAUUAAAAGAUUUACAGAUAUAUAUAUUUCGGUUUGGUAGGAUUCUUUAAUAGGUCAUUUAAUAUAAUAUAAACUAUCUGUUGGUUAAGUAUUCUUUCUGGGGGUAUAGUUUUCAUUUAAGUUCGCAAAAUGUAUUGUAUCACUAAGUAUAAGUAUAUACAUUUGAGAAUGUUUUCACUUGGCCAUAUAAACUUUGAUACAUUAAAUAAUUACUUUUU
Molecule: messenger RNA, 1764 nt
Organism: Xenopus laevis (African clawed frog)
Lineage: Eukaryota; Metazoa; Chordata; Amphibia; Anura; Pipidae
Gene: ccdc89.L
Product: coiled-coil domain containing 89 L homeolog
Cellular component (GO): nucleus; cytoplasm
Source: RefSeq, marked provisional